Messenger RNA from Rotaria sp. Silwood2, 1455 nucleotides. NCBI's taxonomy places the organism in Eukaryota, Metazoa, Rotifera, Eurotatoria, Philodinida, Philodinidae. The record is from the annotation of a GenBank genome assembly.
AUGUCAAUCAUAUUCAAUAAUUUUCCUCGUUAUAGUUUUUUUACUCGAAGGAUGACAACAUUAACAAGUUCAAUAUCGAAAAAUGUUGAAGGAUUUAUUAAUUUUAUUAAUAAAAGUCCAACAGCAUUUCAUUGUGUUGAUAAUGUUAAAACAACAUUGACUGCAGCAGGUUUUAAAGAAUUGCGAGAAAGUGAACAAUGGAAUAUUGAACCGUCGGGAAAAUAUUUUGUUAUUAAAAAUGAUUCAUGUAUCGCGGCAUUUGCUGUUGGAGGAAAAUAUCAAAAUGGCAAUGGUUUUGCUUUAGCAGCAACACAUACUGAUUCACCACAUCUUCGAGUAAAACCUGUAUCAAAACGAGAAGAAAGUGGUUAUUUACAAGUCAAUGUUGAAUGUUAUGGUGGUGGUAUUUGGCAUACAUGGUUUGAUAGAGAUUUAACAGUAGCUGGACGAGUUUUCUUUCGAAAACAAAAUGGUAAAAUUAAUCAACAUUUGGUACAUAUCAAUCGACCUAUACUUCGUGUACCAACAAUUGCAAUUCAUCUUAAACGUGAUACCAAUGAAAAAUUAGAAAUCAAUAAACAAGAACAUUUACAAGCUGUAUUAUCAUUAAAAACUGAAGAAGAAUUAAAUAAAUCAACAAAAGAAAAAGAAACAACAUCAGAUAUAAAUAAAAAAUUAACUGAUGAAUCAAAAAAACAUCAUAGUCAGUUAUUAGAAUUAAUUGCUAAUGAAUGUGAUUGUCAAGCAGAUGAUAUUAUUAAUUUUGAUUUAAUGCUUGCUGAUACUCAACCAUCAUGUGUCGGUGGUCUUAAAAAUGAAUUUAUUUAUUCUGGACGACUUGAUAAUCAAAUGAGUGCAUAUUGUGCAAUUCAAGGUCUUGUCAAUACACUCGACACGCUUUCAGAUGAAACAUUUAUUCGUGGAGCUUUAUUAUAUGAUAAUGAAGAGAUUGGUUCUGAAACUGCUCAAGGUGCCAUGAGUGAAUUUACUCAACAUACAUUACGUCGAAUGACACGUGAUGAAUAUGAACGUUCAGUAUCAAAUUCAUUUCUUGUUUCAGCUGAUAUGGCUCAUGCUGUUCAUCCAAAUUACAGUUCUCUCCAUGAUCGUGAUCAUAGACCAUCAUUAUUAAAUGGUGGAGUUGUUGUUAAAACAAAUUGUUGUGGUCGCUAUGCAACAAGUGCAUUUACAGCAACUUUAAUUAAAGAAAUUGCUCGUUUAAGCAAUGUUCCAUUACAGGAAUUUUGUAUGAGAAACGAUAUGCCAUGUGGUACAACUGUUGGUCCAAUACUUGCUACUCGUCUUGGAAUGUAUACAGUUGAUGUUGGUGCACCACAAUUAUCAAUGCAUUCAAUACGUGAAAUGACAUCAACAAAAGCAUUAGAACACUAUUUAGAUUUCUUUAAUGGAUUUUACAAGAAUUUUAAACAAGUUCACGAUUCAAUUGAACAUUAA